Molecule: messenger RNA, 2095 nt
Organism: Talpa occidentalis (Iberian mole)
Lineage: Eukaryota; Metazoa; Chordata; Mammalia; Eulipotyphla; Talpidae
Product: dual specificity protein kinase CLK2-like
Exons: 1
Coding region: 98-1747 (549 amino acids)
Biological process (GO): regulation of RNA splicing; protein phosphorylation
Cellular component (GO): nucleus
Molecular function (GO): protein tyrosine kinase activity; ATP binding
Source: RefSeq, a predicted model, not a curated record
AGUCACGCUUUGUCGCUGGGGCUGCUGGGACUCUGACCUCAGUCACCGUCAUCACAGAUUUCCUGUGAGACAAGUUCAGGGGCCUCUUGUCAGAACGAUGCCUCAUUACCGAAGUUACCGCUCCUCAAAGCGAAGUGGCCAAUUAAGAUACAGCGAACACCAUCAGGGCAGAAAGCAGAAGACACGAAGAUGCCGCCCCUGGUUGAAUCACAAAGACCGGUCGCGCCGUCGCAGGUGGGAAGACAGUUACCAUGUCCAUUCUCGAAGAAGCUAUUAUGAUCGCUCACCAGACCAGAGAGCAUAUGCACAGCAAUAUCAGCAUCGUAGCCGCUACAGACGCUACAACUACAGCCGGGAUAGGGGAGAGGCCUACAAUGACACAAACUAUAGCCAUUAUCAAGGGGAGGCCUACGAUAACACCAUCUACAGCCAAUAUCGAGGAGAGGCCUACGAGGCCACCAACUACAGCCAGUAUCGAGGAGAGGCCUACGAGGCCACCAACUACAACCCAUAUCGAGGAGAGGCCUACUAUGACACCAACUACCGCUAUUACUAUGAAUGUCGUCGGGAAAACAACAAAUACCGCACCCGACCGCGUAUUAGCUGCAGGAAGUACAGAAGCCCAUGUCGCAGCACCCCAACGGUCAACCGCUACUCUUUUAGUGAUGACCAGAGAGCCAAGAGUAUAAAGAAAAAUACCAAGGGCUGCCUCCUCUACCAUAUCGGAGACUGGCUGCAAGAGCGCUAUGAGAUCAUAAGCACCUUAGGAGAAGGGGCCUUUGGCCAAGUUGUCAAGUGUGUUGACCAUCACAGGGGUGGGGCUGGAGUUGCCCUGAAGAUCAUGAAGAAUGUGGGAAACUACAAGGAAGCAGCUCACCUUGAAAUCAAUGUAUUGGAGAAAAUCCGUGAGAAGGACCCUGACCACAAGAACUUCUGUGUCCAGGUAUUUGACUGGUUUGACUACCGUGGUCACAUGUGUAUCACCUUUGAGCUUCUGGGCCUUAGCACCUUCGAUUUCCUUAAAAGUAACAACUACCUGCCCUACCCCAUCCACCAAGUGCGCCACAUGGCCUUCCAGGUGUGCCAGGCUGUCAAUUUCCUCCAUAAAAACAAGCUGACGCACACUGACCUGAAGCCUGAAAAUAUUCUUUUUGUAAAUUCAGACUACGAGCUGACCUACAACCUAGACAAGGGGAGAGAUGAGCGCAGUGUGAAGAACACAGCUCUGCGGGUGGUGGACUUUGGCAGUGCCACCUUUGACCACGAACACCAUAGUACCAUUGUCUCCACACGCCAUUACCGAGCUCCAGAGGUCAUCCUCCAGUUGGGCUGGUCACAGCCUUGUGAUGUGUGGAGUAUAGGCUGCAUCAUCUUCGAGUACUAUGUUGGCUUCACUCUCUUCCAGACCCAUGACAACAAAGAGCAUCUGGCCAUGAUGGAAAGGGUCUUGGGUCCUGUUCCUUUCCGGAUGAUUCAAAAGACAAGGAAACAGAAAUAUUUUUACCGUGGUCGCUUGGAUUGGGAUGAGAGAACAUCUGCUGGGCGCUACAUUCAAGAAAAUUUAAAACCACUGCGAUGGUAUCUGACCUCAGAGGCAGAGGAACACCACCAGCUCUUCGAUCUGAUUGAAAGCAUGCUAAAGUAUGAUCCUGCUAAGCGGCUGACCUUGGGGGAAGCUCUUCAGCACCCUUUCUUCCACUGCCUUCGUGCUGAGCCAUCCAAGGUCAAGCCGUGGGGCUUGGAGUAGGAUAUUAGUCUGACCAUCAGGCCCUGGAUGCCCCUGCUUCUCUUACAGCGGUGGGUUGCCAGUCCAGGACACUGGUGCUUUAUUAGACAAGUGACAGAGGUGGAGUCCUCUCCUUCCCCCUGGCUGCCUGUGUAUGGUGAAUAUGUGAAAGUGAAAAUAUGAAAAAAAACUUGUACUGUUGUUUGGCCCCUGUCUUGUGCAGAAUGCUACUCUGCCACACACUCUUUUCACCCUCAUCUGCCCCUUCACCUGAGUUGGAUGGGGACAGAAUGAGGUAACCGGGUGUCAUCAAACCCCAUGUUUUAUAAGGAAUUUUGUAGUCUCUGUGAAAUAAAAUGACAUGUUUUA